Messenger RNA from [Torrubiella] hemipterigena, 4178 nucleotides. Lineage: Eukaryota; Fungi; Ascomycota; Sordariomycetes; Hypocreales; Clavicipitaceae. The record is from the annotation of a GenBank genome assembly.
GGAGGCGGCCCCUGCUCUGGAGCUUGCUCGAAUACGGCACCUGUUCCGCGGCACCGGCCGCUGAAGGAAGAAGCGCCCGCCGAGCCGUCUUGUAGAGUUGCAUCAUGCCACCCAGGGUGUCUUUGGCAUGCUGAUCGGGCUGUUCUGGGCUAAGAUACCACCUAACGGACACUCAGCUUCUGCUCCCUGUCACGAUGGGUAGGGAGGUCCCCGUUGGCCCCGACACUCGCUCCACCUGCCAUAAAGCCAAGCAUAUCUGCCAACACAGUCCGUUCUGCAGCAUUUAGCCUUUGUGCAUUUCUCGUCAACUGGCCUCAACGAUAGAAAAAAUAACGGACGCAUCGGCGGCAAGACGGAUCGCGCGCCCCAGAAUAAGAAUCUCGGGAACGAUCAUGUAUGAGGCUUAGGUUGACGCCGCCACACAAUUUUAUCUGCUACUAAAAAUGACCGAAUCACGACAGCCAGGCAUCUUUGCCUGCAUCUUUUGCGUCGUCAUACCUACCACCGUUAUUCUCAGCCUUCGUUUUUAUGCGCGCCGUCUCAAGGGUCUCGCUUUCUAUUACGAUGAUUACCUAGCGCUUCUCGCCUAUCUGGCUUGUAUAGCGUACGACGCUUCUGUAUUUUUUCUCAUGGCCAAUGGAUUGGGCCUCCGAUUAGCCGAUGUCCCCGUAUCGCUGGAAAUGGCAAAAUAUUACCAAGCUUUAAUCCAAGAAGUCGAAGAACAUGCCUACACGGUCGCUAUAGGCGCUUCACAGCUGUCGCUGCUGGUGCUCUUCUGGCGUCUCUUUUCGGAUAGCAUGGCCUCUUCACGAAUAAUAAUCAUGAUAUUGAUAGUCUUGGUCACAGUAUGGACCUUGGCUAGACUCUUUAUCGCCGUCUUCCAAUGCUAUCCUCCCGCAUUCUUUUGGGAUAAGACGCUAAACGGUGUCUGUCAUGUUGACCCUGCCAAAUUCUUCCUGUGGUCUGUCUCGACACAUUUAGUCUUUGAUGCCGCUUUGAUGGCUCUCCCAGCCAGUCAAAUUAGCCGACUUCGAUUACCACUUGUCCAGAAGACAGCGAUUACAGCCAUGUUUAUGUUUGGAAUUUUUGUCUGCCUCGCAUCAAUCAUGAUGAUUGUCGAGUCUCUCAGAUACGACGCCUUUGACGUAGAAGUCAUGUGGAACUGCACACCAAUUGUCGAGUGGUCAGCAGUAGAGAUGCAUCUCAGUGUCAUUACUUGCUGCUUACCCAUUCUUCGCCCUGUCCUUCAUGCCUUUGGCGGGUGGUGGGCUCGAAACUUUUCCUCUGGUGACGAGAGUGGCGACUCGAGUAAUAAUAGUUCUGCGCUGAAGCCGCCUGCUGCGCGCAGGUUAUGGCACGAAGGCGAAUCAACACACGAAUUAACGACGCUGGAAACACAGCUGGAACCGACUCACAUAUACGGCCAAGGCUCCCGAGCGGAUGCCAUCAUCACAACACCACAUUUAUCACAAGACAAAAUCGGCGAGAUGCCAGAGGAGGCCGAAGCAUCCCACAAUGGGGGGAUUACAGUUCGAUAUGAAGUCAAGUUAGAGGUGGAAACGAUAAGCAAACCCCGCUAAAGAAGAAGGAGAAAAUUUAUGUAUAUAUAUGUAUAAUGUGGCAAUGAUAGACAUCUAAGACAAGCCCAAGAUUGGUUUGAUCGCUUGCAAAGCUUGGAAGAGCUGAUUAUCGUGGUAUCGGCGUGCAACAAUCUGCAGGUUGAUUGGAGCGCCGUCAAAGUCGCCCUUUUCCCAGAGCUGCCUUACACGUAUGCAUUCCUCACUCAAUGGUUCUGUACGGUUAUAUUCCGGGGUUCCUUCUUUGCCUUCUGUGCGAAUAGGUGUUGGGAACACUGCACCAGGGCAGUCGAGAUAGUUCCAGAGAGCUGUGUAGUUCCAGUCCCAGGCUGUGUCGUGUUCGCAGGCGGGACCGACAAAGGCCGGCACAAUAACAACGUCGGCAUCUUGCGAGCUCCAGUACUUGGCAAACUCGCCCCAAAAUGCAUCUCUUUGGCGACGGUGGGCGUACAUGGUAUCAAUAGUAUGCUCCCCUUCCGGCACAGCGUCGGCACAGAUCCAUUCAGUCAGAGGAUGCUCAGGCUCCCCCGUCUCUUGGAGACAUUGCUUAACUCCAGCGAUACCAUUGCACCAGUAGAUUUUGCGAAUAUUAGCAAUAGCCUCUGCUGUCUUAUGAGGCUGAAAGUCCACAACCUUGACCCCAGCCGCAAGUAACGUCUCUCGAGCCCAGUUGAGGGCUCGAGUUACUGGUGGUUGAGGCUGGAUAGCACCAUCUGUCAUCAUGAAUCCAAUCUUUAGUGGUUGUGGGCUAGUGGGAGUAUUUAGGCCUGUCCACGGAAUGGGAAUCAUGUUUGGAUCUAGCAGCCACGGCUGGGACCGAAUGACAAUGGACAUGAAGAGGUCCAUGUCCCGGAGCGAGACGGCCAUCGGGCCAGCAGCGCCGGGAAUAUUCAGCAUACAGGGAAUAUCGGAUUCGAGGUAUCCGUAACUUGGGACAUAGGUGGUCGUGGGCUUGAAGCCGUAGAUGCCACAGAAUGCAGCAGGACCGCGAAUACUACCGCCAAUAUCUGUGCCAAGACCAAGCAGAGAUCCUCGCAGGGCAAUCAGCGCGGCUUCACCGCCCGAAGAGCCUCCCGCAGAUAGGUUGUAGUUGUAAGGGUUCAGCGUUCGGCCAUAGAAGGAUGUUGUCUCCAGAUGCAUAAUGGCCUGUGGCUGAUUUGUCUUGCAGUAGAAGACGGCGCCGGCGUCACGCAGAAUCUUGACAAUCUGGCAAUCCUCGUCAUUCUUCUUGAUCGUGUUGAUGAAGCCAGUGCUGCUGUAAUGCCCCUUCAUGGGUGCAUGGACUUUGAUGCUCACUGGCACACCGUGCAGAGGACCGACAGUAACGCCAGUCUUGAGAAGAUAGUCGUCAAGCUCCUUGGCCCGCGCGACAGCGUCGUCCAUGAACCAUUCUGUAAGGCAGCAGGUGAGCUGGUGCGCAAUCACGGCGCGCUUGGAAAAGGCAAUGGCCACUUCUACGGCAGAGUAUGUCUUGUUGGCGAUGGCCUGGGCGAGGGACGUUGCGUCGUGAGUUUCUGUGAUUUCAAGUUCCCGGCUAGUCAAGAGGCCACAGGUACUGGGCACUUUGGUGACGUCUUUCCCGGCAUUUUUAACAGCGUCUUCAGAUAACCAGAGGGUUUCGGGAAUAGAGUCGGAUAACUCUUGCAGCACGGUGGCUCGCUUAGCCUCAUAUGCCUCAGUACCUGGAGGGCUGGGCUUGACGAUGCGCACUGGUAUCGAGGGCAUCUUUUCUAUGCUGUGGUUGGUUGUAUUUGUAGAAUUAUAAAAAGGAGAAGGGUCAGUCAGGAGAUUAAGUAGUUGUAAAAGAAAGAGAUUAUCAGAAGAGAGUCUUUAUAGACCAAUGUGCGCGUUAUGGAGUUUAUGAACACACUGCAACCUAACCUUGGCCGUGGCCACCACCCCGCUCAUGUCUCUCGGGCGGGUUUCCGCAGAUUUCCGAGACGGUUGCGCGGAGAAAUGCCUGCCAACGCAAAAUGUAGUAUAAAUGUAUUUCAAUGUACGGGUAUCUUAGUAAGAAGUGAUAGCUGAGACUAUACUUUUGGAGCUCCUCAUGUUCGGCCACCACAACCACCUCCUGCGGACUGAGGCCGCUGCCUGAUCUCUAUCAUGCCAGUUUCGGUAGCUGCCGCACAGCUUGCAGCUCUAUUCCAUUCGGUUCACGACGAUUGCUCGCGUUUUCUGCAACCGAAACACCUGAUUCAUAGUAACCUCGGAUUUCGUUGUGUGGUCUAGGAAACCGUUCUGGAUGGCGGGGCUGCGAUGCAGCGGCUGCCUUUCUCGCGUAAUGGCGAGGAGGCGCUUGUAUCGCAGUAAGUGAAUUUGUUGGGGGAACCUCCAUGGGAGACGUGACGGCUGCGAGAUCGCGGGCUCUGUCUUCCCUCAUCUCCUCCUUGCGGUUCCGUCUGUAACUCCACCAGAUACAUAUAGAGAUGCAGAGAAUGAGGACAAAGAGCACGGCGCCAAGACUUGCGCCGAUAACAGAUGGGCCUGCUGUUUCUCUGGGUGCUAUGCUUCGUGCUUGCUUGAUGACCUUGUUUCCACCCAUGUGUCCUGUUUCACGCAUUGCAUCGCAAUUCUCCACGGCCUUCCACAGACCGGUAG